Messenger RNA from Sarcophilus harrisii (Tasmanian devil), 4658 nucleotides. It is a transcript of the gene MOB3C, whose product is annotated as MOB kinase activator 3C. Bases 2091 to 2741 code for a protein of 216 amino acids. Gene Ontology annotation, molecular function: protein kinase activator activity. Gene Ontology annotation, cellular component: cytoplasm; nucleus. The transcript is spliced from 4 exons. Gene Ontology annotation, biological process: signal transduction; positive regulation of protein phosphorylation. Lineage: Eukaryota; Metazoa; Chordata; Mammalia; Dasyuromorphia; Dasyuridae. The record is from RefSeq and is a predicted model, not a curated record.
ACACUUCUUAAAAAAAGAAAAAAGAAGGAGUCUUGAUGGGCCUUUAGAGCCUUACGCCGAGGCCCACAACCCCCUAUGGGUCUCGUAGCUGGGUGUGAAGGUCCCAGAAUUAGGAUCUGCGGUCAGUAAACGCUUGCUUUCUAUACCUGCUUUCUAUAUCUCUAUAAUCAGGGUCAUGUGAAGUUUUCCCGGGGAUAACGGGACCCCAAGUGGGAAACGUUCCGUGUUUGGGGAGCUGGAGAAGUUGCCCCGGCGGGGGGACAAAAGGGAGGGGACAGAGACCUCUCUGGGCCCCCUGCGAUCCGGGUUCUCAAAGUUGUCCUGGUGGCGGUGGUGCAGGGGACUAGCCUGGACUGGGAGAAGAGAAAGGGAGCAGGGGGGGAGAGGGCGUUGCCAAGGCCUAAGUGAGGCUCUCGCAGAAUGGGGUGCAGUGAGUGCCUCUUCCCCGGAGGGUUGGGGCACAAGCUGGAUGCUCACUUGUCUGUAAUGGUCCAGUGGGGAUCCCUUCUUGGAUGGGCUGGACCAGCGGCUCUUAAGGUUACUGCCAACUCCCAAUUCUGUGAGCGUGGGGAGGGGCUGGUGAAGGCAGGAAACAGGGAUUCCCCUCUGAGAGCCGUCUGCUCUCUCAGCUCCCUGAGUCCACACCAAAGCCCAGGGAGGUCCCCGAGCUGCGAUCGGCCAAUGAGGUUUUCUAUAUUUUACAAAGGAGGAAACUGAGGACAAAGAAGGCUCACACCCGCCCCAGACUCGCCUUCAAGGUCCCUCAGUCCGUGGUCAAUGAGCCCCUGCAUAAGCUCUGUUAGACCUGGGAUUCAGAGAUAAGAAUGAGAGCCAUUCUCUCGGAGAGCUCCCCUGCUCUGGGCCUUGCUCACACAAAGGCUGCUGGGUCGUAGGAGCAGCGUAUUUUAAGCUGAAAACUGCUAGAGCCAUUUCAUCACCCCCACCCUCCAGGAAAACUGGCCCCUGUCCUGAGGAGGGUUGAGGCUACUGCUUCUCACUUGAGUCCAGUCUCCAGUGCCAGUCACCUCCAGAAGUCCACUGGACCAGGAGUCAGGAAAGAGACCUAUUUCUGACACUGCAGAGACUCGGUUUCCCCUGCUGUAAAAUGGAGAUAAUUAGUCUUCACACUCUCUACCUUUCAGAGGUUUAUGGGGAAAGUAGUUUAUUCACUUCUGUUCUUGCCCCUUCCUCCCUCAAGCUAUCAAGUUCAUCCUAUUCGUGCUCCUGCCCCCUCCCCAUCAUCCUGGAUGUGGCCUUGCCCAAAGCAGCCCAGAUAGUCCUGUGUCUGAAGCAGCCGGAAAAAAGCAGCAGCCAGCAGAGCCCCUUCCCACUGGAGUUCAUCCCAAGUCCCUCCGCUCCAGCCAGAAAAACCGGAAAAGGCUUUUUGGGCAGAACGUCCCUCCCCAGUGCCCCGGGAAUCCCCCGGCCGGACGACGGGAUAUCCAGGAGGAAGUGUCCCACUGCCAACCCACACAAAGCUGGGGCAGCUGUGGUCAACUGGCCUUUGUGUGCAGUCCCCUGCCUCAGAUCGGCCCCCUGGCAGAGAAGCGACGCCCGGUGUCUGGGCCUAGGAGUGCCGAGGGUGGCUGCCCGUGGCCCUGGCCCUAACCCUGCCAUAUAUGGCACUGGGGAAAGCACGGAGCCCGCGGCCAAGGCAGGGUGCCAGCCUGGCCCAUUCCCAGACCUGCCGGUGCCCCAGAGGACCCGCUAAGGACAGCAGGGAGGGCUCGGAAGCUGCAGUGACAGUGAACGGGGCAGGCCUUGACUGCACUUGGGAGGCCCUUAGGAAAUAUCAAGUGUGAAUUCAAGCAGGAAACUUCCCAGGGAAAGCUGGGUGGGAGGUCGGUACGGGGGUACAGGAAGGCAGACACUCCCGGGGAAAAAGCUGUGAAAGGAGGUAGGAAGUGCCCAGGCUCCCAGAUCCCGGGGAUCCAUCCCCCCAAGCCCCUCAUUGUACAGCGGAGGGAACCGAGGCUGCAGCGGGCCGGGCUGAGGGGCAUGAGGGGCCCAGGAGGAGGGGCUCGCCACUCAUGGCUCUGUCUGUUCUCUAGGCCAGAGCUGCGCCCGCCCCCGCCCCCCCAGCCCCCGCCAUGGCUUUGUGUCUGAAGCAGGUGUUCAACAAAGACAAGACGUUCAGGCCCCGGAAGCGCUUCGAGCCGGGCACUGAGCGCUUUGAGCUCUACAAGAAGGCACAGGCCUCCCUGAAGUCGGGCCUGGACCUGCGGGCCGUGGUGCGGCUGCCACCCGGGGAGAGCAUCAACGACUGGCUGGCCGUGCACGUGGUGGACUUCUUCAACCGCAUCAACCUCAUCUACGGCACCAUGGGCGAGUGCUGCUCGGAGACUAGCUGCCCUGUGAUGUCGGGCGGCCCGCGCUACGAGUACCGCUGGCAGGACGAGCAGCAGUACCGCCGGCCCGCCAAGCUGCCCGCCCCCCGCUACAUGGCGCUGCUCAUGGACUGGAUCGAGGGGCUCAUCAACAAUGAGGCCGUCUUCCCCACCCAAGUGGGAGUCCCCUUCCCCAAGAACUUCCAGCAGGUGUGCACCAAGAUCCUGACCCGCCUUUUCCGAGUCUUCGUCCAUGUCUACAUCCACCAUUUUGAUGGCAUCAUCGCAAUGGGGGCCGAGGCCCAUGUCAACACGUGCUACAAGCAUUUCUACUACUUUAUCCAGGAGUUCAGCCUCGUGGACCACCGGGAGCUAGAGCCACUGAGAGAAAUGACUGAGAGGAUCUGUCACUGAGCCCCCAAGAGCCCGGGGAAGAUGCUGACCUUUGCCUGGAGCGUCCUGGACUUUGGUGGGGAAAAGGCCAUCGCCCCCGUGACUGUGGCCACGGAGAGACCCAAGCCACUCUCCUCCUCUGGGGCCCCUCCCCCAAGGCCCCCAAAUACCAGAGCUUCUUUUCUAGAUUCCACCCCCACCCUCCUGCUGGAAGGAGGUUGGGAAGGAAUCAGAAGAAAGGCAGAACAGGGACACUUCAGAAACUGCUGGGAGGGAGGGUGUCACGAAGCUGAAGUUCCUUCAGGAGACCCUCCCUCACCUUUACCCCGAGCCAGACAAGGCCCCAGAGCGUCCCCAGGGAGGCUGACCUUGGGUAGGAUUAGAACCGGAAAUUCUCGGGCCUGAGCUAGGAGGGCCCCGAACGUCAUCCUGUGAGAUCACCUGCCUUCAAGGCUCUGUCCGUGAAUUCAAGGCAUUUAUUAAGCACUUGUGGUAUGCCAAGGACAGAGCUGAGGGCUGAGGGUGUCUGGCUGACCGGCUCCCCUGUGUGCUCCUGCCCUGUGUGACUCCCCGGCCCCACGCGUCAGAGCCGAGGGCCUCGUGCACACGGGCCAGUGAGGGAACAUUUCACCACUUUUGGGGGGGGCACCAUUCCUUCCCCAGGGAGGACCCCCAGGAUUUGGAAUUAAGAGGUAGCUCAGUGGACAAUUGGGACCCUGGUCCUGACCCCCCGAAGGUCUCCCACGUGAUGCCAGUUCCUACAGGAGUCACCUUGUCCAUCCUCUGGAUCCAGGCCCUCCCUGUGAUGGGUGGAAGGCCCUGCUGCUCGUUAAGAGCCCGUCCCUUCCCACCUCCAGAAGGCAUUUUUGGGGAUCACCCACAACCCCCUGGCUCAGCAGGCCGAGCUCGCAUGUAAUGAGACCUGCUGCUGCUUUUUGGCAAGAUGGAAGCCGUCCCCCGGGAGCCCUUGCCCAAAGCCGCUCUCCGGCUGUCAGGGCAGCCCUUGAGAAGCUCUUUGGACUGAAGAGAUGGCUCUUGGAUCCUUCCCCAAAGCUGGAGCAGAUCCAGCCUCUUGUGGCAGCCCUUCUGGGAAACCUCUCGCCUAGGGUGCUCUGUGCCUGAAACUGAAGGGCUACCCGUGAGAGGAACGCGCAAGAAGGAUGGAGGAGGAAGGAUGAUGGAGGAUAGAUGACAGAGGAAGGAUGAUGGAGGAUGUUUCCUCCCAUGUCCUCCCUCCCAGUCAUUCUGGGCUUUCAUGCCCAUGCUUCCUUCACACUGAAGACCCGGGGUCUCAAAAGGGAGAGAAUGGGAGAGGCCCGGGGCCUGUUGGGGAUGCCCGAGCUCCCCCUGCUGCCGUCCCACUCCAUGCCAAAUGGGUGCCACUGAGCCCUGCAGCCACUCGCCUCUGAACCCCCCUACCCCCAUCUCUGAGCCAAAACUUGGGGGGGGGGGGGUGAGACAGAGGAAGCCAGCCCCUGCCCACAGGAAGCUUCCAGCCUUCGUUUCUCAGAACGCAGGCUCUCCUUCAUCCGCCCACCUUGUCAAUUCUGAUGGAAGCUUUGCCGAGCCAUUCUGAACCAAGGCGGGGCCCCACCACCACCUGAGACCUGAGCCUCAUUGACUGUUGCCAUUCCCAGAAACGCUUCAUUCUGAAGACAUGGAAGGGGUGGGGGAGGGAGGGAGGAGAGGAGGGCAGCAACCUAUGGUCUGAGUCUAGAGGGGAUUCUGGGAAGCCUCGGCUUCUCUGCCCCCUACCUCACCCCGGCACCCAGUGAUCAAUCAGUGAUUGGAAUCUCCCUGUGCUGGGCUCACUGCUGAUCCACUGGGAAGGGGAAAUUAUUUUUUUAAGUAAAGGGAAAGAGUGGAUUGUUUUUAUUUUAAACAAAGAAAAAUAAAGAAGAAAGACGGCCUUUGUCUGGCCAGAUGGGCUCCUUUGAU